AUCAUCAUCAUCAUCAUCAUCAUCAUCAUCAUCAUCAUUCUCUAUAAUUAAGAAACACAAAAUCCCAAAAGGGUCAUUGAGUUUUUGCAGUUUACAUAAAAAAGAUUGCUACAAAAUCUAGUUUUUGUCUCUGUUUAGUUUCUCAUCACAUCAUGGCAAAGGUGCAUCCGCAGCUUGUCUCUUCAUGCACUUCAUCAAAGCAAGAAGUGUUCACUCUUUGGAUGAAGUCUCUAAUCAUGAGCACCAACGGCUGUGCUGUUUUCGAUUCCAACGGUUGUAUCGUGUUUCGUGUCGACAACUAUAGCCACAGAUGCACCACUCAAAUCUGCAUCAUGGAUGCCAUAGGCAAAGUCCUAUUGACUAUAGUUAAAAAGCAGAAAUUCUCCAUAUUUAAAACAUGGGAGGGAUACAGAUCAACAACAAGCACAGAAGGCGGGAAGAAGAAGCCGGUGUUUCAAGUUCGAAAACUCAUGGGAAUCAGAGCGUUUCUCAGAUAUUUGAGAGGUUACUCAAUGUGCAAAGCUUUGAUCAGAGUAGGCGAAGAUAAAGUAUGCGAAUACAGAAUGGAAAUUAAAAGUUGUAAGCAAUCUUGCCGAAUAAUUGAUGCUCAUGGUGGCCUUGUUGCAGAGGUUAAAAGAAAGAUAACAACAAGUGGAGUCGUUCUUGGAGAAGAUGUGUUAACAAUGGUUGUUGAACCUCAUAUUGAUCACUCUCUUGUUAUGGGAUUGGUGCUUGUCAUGUGAAUCUACUGGAUUAUUUUAUUUUUCAAGAGUGAAGAAGAUCCAUUGUUUUCAAUACAAGGAUCAGGCUCGGAAAUGGCAUCACAUGAUGCUCAGAUCCCAUUCAAUGUGUUGUGUUCGGAGGAAUCAAGGACAAGAGGUGCAGUCAUAAACAAUCUAGCCCACUGAUUGAUUUCUGUAAUAUAAAUUACAAUUCAUUGAAUACCAAUUACAGACAUCAAUAUGUGGUUGUUAAAUUUUUUAUUCUCUUUUAAGUUUAUCCUAUAAUUAAUUUAUUGUACUCCAUAAUUUACUC
Messenger RNA from Salvia hispanica, 1035 nucleotides. RefSeq names its product protein LURP-one-related 11-like. The record is from RefSeq and is a predicted model, not a curated record. NCBI's taxonomy places the organism in Eukaryota, Viridiplantae, Streptophyta, Magnoliopsida, Lamiales, Lamiaceae.